AUGACAAGGAACGUUGUGGUUUCUUUGAAGAUGAAUCAGGGCGAAGACAGCAAGGCUAAAGAUGUCGUUCUUGGUCCAGGACUGUUUGCUCCUGAUAUUCAAUUGGGGCCCAAUGCUGACGAUUUUGUGCCUGAAGAGAAGAUCAUCUCAAGGAUACAGAUGUCAAACUUGUUCUCUUUCUUUGACACAGAUUCAAAUCAGAAGAUUGACCUCGAUGAGCUUGUUUUGCUUUCUGGUGCAAUCGGCAAAGAAUGGUCUAAAGAAAAGGCUUUGCAAGCUCUCUGGGAGAUUGAUGAAAACAAGGAUGGGUUUGUAACCUUCGAAGAGUUCUACCGUUGGUACUUGGCCGGGAAUAAGAAGGUUCUCGAAGAAAUGCCAGUGCCCCAGAAGGUCUCAGCCUUUCUGCAGAAUAGCAGAUAUUCCAAGGCAGACGUGGAGAAACUUUUCCAGUUAGCGGAUGAGAACUCUAACGACAGAAUUGAGCACGCCGAAUUUCUGGAGCUCAUGUCAACCUUGGGACACAACAUGACCUCUGAGAAAGGCACUGAAGUGAUUGCGAGAUUGUCUACAGUGUCAGGAGGGUCAGAGCCCUCUGUCACGUUCCCAGAGCUGUAUGCCUGGAUCUCGGCUGGGUAUGACGUGGCUACUGCCCAAGUUCAGACCUCCAUUCUUCUUGAACCGUCGGAGAAAGAUAAGAAGCGUGUUUUUGUCCGAGGAUUCCCAUGGAGGGCGAAGGAAGGGACGGCUCUGAAAUACUUCUCGAGAUGCGGUGAGGUACAGGAAGUGCAAAUGAUCAACUGGUCACGUGACGGGACCCCGAGUGGAAGAUGCAUCGUGACCUUCAAGGAUGAAGAGAGUGUCGAGAAAGCGAUUGCCUUGCAUCGUAACAGAAUGGGGAAAAGAUGGCUGGAGGUGUACCGAGUCAAUGAGGGAGAUAAGGAGGAGAUUCAUAAAGUCGACAAAUCUCUUCACGGGGCAUUGAUUGGAAUCAAAGGUAAGGUUGUGCAAGAAAUGCAGCAGGAGAGCGGAGCUCGAAUCUUCUUUGAAACCGAACCAGAGGAUGUCAUGAUUAUCAAGGGCCGUGAGUUUGAGCGAGUCAAGGCGUGGGCCAUGGCUAAGGCAGUCAUCGACGACAACACAAUGGAGGAACAUCCUGUUGAUAUCUCACUCCAUGGCAAGCUGAUCGGAGCCAAAGGCAAGCUCAAGAAGAUUAUGGAGGAACAAAGUGGGGCACACAUUGUUUACCGGCAAGAGCCAAAGCCAAGAUGCUGCAUUUGCGGAUCGUUCGAGGCCCGCCAGAGAGCCUGGCAGCUUGUGCAGGGGAAGAUGUGGGAAUUCCAGCAGGCGAACGAACAGAGGUUCCCUCUUGAUCGCAAGUACCAUGGCACUUUGAUUGGCAAAGGAAGUGUUGUUGUACGCGCAAUCGAAGAUGAAACUGGCGCGAGGAUCCGGUUUUCUAGCGGAAAGCAAUACAACUCUCGUGAAGAAAAGGGUUAUGAGGGUGAGAAGGAAGGCGCUGAGAACUUGGAUAGUGGGUGUAUGGUUGUGAGGGGAACUCCAAAGCAGUGCGAGAAUGCCUGGAAGUAUGCACAGAUCUUCUUGAAGGAGAUGCCUCUGCUGUUGAGCGAGCUUCGAGAUGAAGACAUUGCACUCGGAGCACUCAGAUCCCUUCCUCUUUCUCCAGAUCAGGUGUGGCAAGCUGCGGUCGAGGAAGCAACCAAGAAGGCCAGACAGUCUGUGGGAGUGCAUGAUGAGAAGAGCCAAGGCAGCAAUGCGGAGGAAAGUAUUCUUUUACUCUAA
Messenger RNA from Guillardia theta CCMP2712, 1800 nucleotides. RefSeq lists its product as hypothetical. Gene Ontology annotation, biological process: regulation of gene expression. Gene Ontology annotation, molecular function: mRNA binding; calcium ion binding. The coding region runs from base 1 to 1800 and encodes 599 amino acids. The transcript is spliced from 5 exons. NCBI's taxonomy places the organism in Eukaryota, Cryptophyceae, Pyrenomonadales, Geminigeraceae. Gene Ontology annotation, cellular component: nucleus; cytoplasm. The record is from RefSeq and is a predicted model, not a curated record.